Molecule: messenger RNA, 484 nt
Organism: Homarus americanus (American lobster)
Lineage: Eukaryota; Metazoa; Arthropoda; Malacostraca; Decapoda; Nephropidae
Gene: mRpS21
Product: 28S ribosomal protein S21, mitochondrial-like
Exons: 3
Coding region: 129-404 (91 amino acids)
Biological process (GO): translation
Cellular component (GO): ribosome
Molecular function (GO): structural constituent of ribosome
Source: RefSeq, a predicted model, not a curated record
GUAUCUCUUCUUAGUAAUAGUAAACACAGGAGUAUCUGCUUGCUGUGGCUUGAACUAUAGGAUUUCCUCAUCUUAAAAGAAAAGGGAGAGAGAUAGAGAAAAAAAAAAGAGAUUGUACAAUUUUCAUCAUGAGUCUGGGCCACAAACACUUGCAGUUCCUGGCGAGGACGGUGCUGGUGCGGGGCAAUGACGUGGAGGAGGGCAUGAGGGUGAUAAAUCGGAUUAUGGGAAGAGAAGGCCUUAUUGAACGCUACAGGUUAACAAGGUAUUAUGAAAAACCAUAUCAGACUCGACGUCGCAUCAACUUUGAAAAGGCCAAGGCUAUUUAUAAUGAAGACAUGAAUAGGAAGAUCCAGUUUGUGAUGAGGAAAAACCGGGCUGACCCAUGGAUAGGUUGUGCCUGAAAUCAAUGUCCAGAAGCUGUUUACUGUACAAUGUAAUUGGUUGUGUAUGUAAACUUAUUAAUAAAAUGUAAAUAGAUCCA